AUGGCCGACGGCGACCGCACGCCCAAGCGGCGGCAAGUCGAGACCAACUACCUCGACGUGCACCGCGAGAAGUCGCUCCACCGGCUCGAGAGCUUCCACGCGGCGGCCCGCGGCCCCUUUGAGCUGCUCCAGUGCAAGUUUGGCUUCCAGGCCAGCAGCGUCGCGAACCAGAAGGAGAAUCUCGGGUGCUGGAUCUCCAACUACCAGAUGCGCGUGCGGGCCGAAGCGCUGUUUCCCGCCUCGGGCACGGGGGAGAUGGAGAGCGCUUCGGGCGCUGCCGUGACGCACACGGCGCUCGUGCGCGUGCACGCCAAGUUUUUCAAGAAUUACUUUGCUUGGUGCCGCUUUUUGCGCGUCGAGCCGCGUGCAGCGGCGACACUGUCGACGCACUCGACGGGUGCGCCGACGACGGCGACGCUCGAGACGCAGUUGGCGCUGUUUCUGCUGCUGUGGGGCGAAGCGGGCAACUUGCGGUUCAUGCCCGAGUGCAUUUGCUUUUUGUACCACCAAAUGGCCGCGAAACUCGCGCUGGUCGAGACGCUGCCAGACGUGGACGACGGAUUUUACCUCGAGGCGGUCGUGCGGCCGAUGUACCACGUGAUUGCGACCAUGCGGUCCGCUACGGCCGCCGACGCGGCGCGCCGGCCGCUGGACCACGAAGACACGACGAACUACGACGAUGUGAAUGAGUUUUUCUGGACGAAACAGUGCCUCAAGUGCAACGAGACGAACGUCGCGCAGCUCUUGAGCGUGCACGACCCCAAGACGUUCAAGGAGAAGCGCAGCGUGUUUAACCCCGUGCUCGCGUUCUUCCGCGUCUGGUACUUUCUGUUUGUGGCGUUCCAUGUGAUGGUCGUGAUCACGUACGUGGCGUACAUGGCCGAAGGCAACGACGACGGCGGACUGGGCUUUUUCUUCCGUGUCUUUCACACGAGUCAAAAUGCCAUUCGCGCCCAUGCGGUCUACACGCUGUUGAUCACCAUCACUGGACUGUUGGCGAUGAAAGCCGUGAUGCAGAUUUGGCUUUUUGGCUUGAGGCUCUACAAGGACAUGUGGCUGGCCAUUGGCGUCUUUAGUCGACUGCUCUGGCACACGCUCUUCCUUGGACUGUUUAUUGCUGUUCACGUGUCGCCGGACGAGCAAGCGCUGUUUGGAUCUUUGAGUAGCAUGUUGCCAGGUGGAGGCACUGCAGGGUCGUUCUUGUCGAUGGGACUGGUGUACAUGGUGAUCUACUGCAUCCCGGUGCUGGCGGCUGCGACAAUACGCGCAUUCUUGCCGAACGCGAUUUGGGGCAUCCGUCUGGUAAACGCUCUUGACGGUACGAGUCGGCAGUAUGUCGGGCGCAACACGGCUCAGCAAUGGAAACACUACUGGAGGUACUCGUUGUCGUGGUAUAUCAUUUUCAGCUGCAAGUUCCUGUUCGCUCUGCAAUUUAUGAUCCGCCCACUGAUGGCCCCGUCGGUCGAGAUUCAUGACAUCUCGAUCGACGAUGGUGGCAUACUCCAGUCGGGCCACAACAUCAUGUUCAUCCUCGCGCUUUGGGCACCCGUCGUCGUUGUGUACAUGUACGACACGCAGAUCUGGUUCAUCCUGUAUCAGUCUAUCGUCGGUCUGGUCAUGGGCAAGCGCAUGCGCAUUGGCCAUUACGUCGGUUUGGCUCAACUGAAGACGGGAAUGGCUACGGCGCCGAAGCUGUUUAACGACAAGGUGGUAUCACUCGAGACGAAGCGGCCGAAUCCAGAUGCGUUCGCACCCGGUCCUAGCAGUGAUCCCAGCGAGUUGCGUCACCACGAUUUCGUGCGCCUUCGCUUCGCAAUCAUUUGGAACCAAGUCGUCGAUAACUUUCGUCUGAAUGACCUGCUGGACGACCGUGAAACGGUCAUUCUCCAGUACCGCAUUCUGAACAAAGGAGAGCGUAUCCAGGAACCGAUAUUUUUGCUGGCCGGAAAGUUGUCAAAAGCCGUCGAAGUCGCGGCAAAAGCACGAUCCCACAAGUGGGACACCGCGACCCUUGUCAAGAACAUCGCUACUGCAGAUGCACUGGAAGCGACGAAGAAUGGGGUGGAGCUCCUCCGCGACAUCUUCUACUUAUUGCUUGGUGAGGAGGAAGAAAAGGGUGCUUUGAGCGUACUGGAGUACAUCUAUUCGUCGCCAGAUAUCGUCAGUCUGCUCAAUUUGACCUACUUGCCCCAGCUGGCUGCAAACAUGGUAGAGCUCCUCGCUGUGGUUUUGGAUAUGCCCGAGGACAUUGCAUCGAUUGACUCGCUGGAGACUGUUCCGGAGGAUUUGCGCAUGGAGCUGCACGUGCAAGUUGCUCAGGUCGUUGAUCGUCUGCGUUCCAUCGUCUUGACGCUAGAGCUUAUGUUGAAUGACGACACGAUAUCGCGCAAGCUGCACAACUGCCGUUUCUUGCAAACCACAGCAAACCUCGAAUUCCAAACCCAGCAGCUCAUCAAUCUCUACAAAGCUGAUGUUAUGGCUGAGACAGGCCUGAUCGCUGUCCACCGUAACGAAGAGUUUGUCGCAAAACAAGCGCCUCGCUUUCUUGCUGAGGACUUUAUCUCCAGCUGCACGCGCCUGUUCUUCUUGCUUUGCUUGGACGCGUCAAGCUCGCUUCCCCGUUGUGAAGACGCAAAGCGUCGUAUGGGUUUUUUUCUGCACUCGCUGUCAAUGGAUAUGCCGCGUGUGGCCUCGAUGGAGGCGAUGCCGUCGUUUUCUGUGAUGACUCCUUACUACUCGGAGACUGUUCUUUUCACGCUUGAUGAGCUGAAUAACCCAGUCCAUGCAAACCCGUUGUUCGCCGAGCUCGAGAAAAAGCAAAAAGCAAAAGGUUGGACGGAGUUGACGAUCAUGAAGUAUCUGAUCACGUUUCACGCCGAAGAGUGGAGCAAUUUUCUGGAAAGAAUGGGUGCUGCAUCCUUGGAAGAGGUGCUUAAAAUUGACUCAACAGAGGUGCGACUGUGGGCAUCAAUGCGUGGCCAGACGCUUGCUCGAACGGUCCACGGCAUGAUGCUGUACGAAGAUGCGAUUCGCCUGUUGCGCUGGUUGGAAGUGUAUUCUAUCCAGGACAUGACCAUCCAGGAAAAGCUGGAGGAGAUGAAUCGCAUAUCAGCGCUGAAGUUCUCGUACAUCACGGGAUGUCAGAUUUACUCCAAGCAGGUCGCAAGUGGCGAUCCUCGCGCGGCCGAUAUUGACUACCUGAUGAAGAAGUUUCCGAGCUGGCGCGUCAGUUUCGUGGAUACUAUAACGGAGAAAAGGGGCGACGAGGAGAUCAACCGGUUUGAUUGCGUACUCGUCAAGGCAGAAGACGGCGAAAUUGUCGAAGUCUACCGCUAUGAGCUGCCUGGUAAUCCGAUUCUUGGUGAGGGCAAGCCUGAAAACCAGAACGUGGCAUUGCCGUUUACGCGCGGCGAGUACCUGCAGACCAUUGAUAUGAACCAGGAGCAUUACUUGGAAGAGUGUCUCAAGAUGCCGAAUUUCUUGGCAACAGCGACAAGUACUGGCGAGGAGGUGACCGUUAUCGGAAUGAAGGAGCACGUAUUCACUGGCCGCGCUUCAUCCCUUGCACGUUUCAUGACGCUACAGGAGCUGGUGUUUGUGACGCUGACGCAGCGAGUGUUGGCCAAGCCGCUACGCUCGCGUAUGCACUACGGUCACCCCGACGUUUUCGAGAAGUCUUUCGUCGUCACGAGCGGUGGCGUGUCCAAGGCUAGUAAGGGUAUCAACUUGUCUGAAGACGUGUUCAGUGGUUACAAUGUCACCCUUCGCGGGGGACUGGUCUCGCACAUUGAGUUCAUGCAAUGUGGGAAGGGGCGAGAUGUGACGCUGAGUCAGAUCAAUGCUUUCGAAGCCAAGCUUUCCAACGGUUGCGCUGAAAGUUGUCUGAGUCGUGAAGGUCAUCGGCUGACGAAUUCGCUGGAUUUCCCGCGCUUGAACUCUAUGUUUUAUGGUCACUUCGGUUUCUACAUCUGUAAUGCCCUUACGGUAUUCUGCGUCUACGUGUACGCGUACUGCAAGUUGUAUGUUGCAACGCACUCUGAGGUAGAGCAAGCGGCUGUGAUGAAGACUGGCAGCCUCGACUCGCUUGCUGGUGUCAUGACUACGCAGUAUCUGCUUCAGUUUGGCAUGCUGACCACACUACCUCUAUUUGCGACGCUGUUCGUUGAGUUUGGAUUCAAGCAAGCAUGUUUGAAAGUGAUUGAGCUCAUCUCGACUCUCGGCAUUGUGUUCUACGUGUUCCUGACGGGCACGAAGGCACACUUUUACGAUGUAGCACUCAUCCGCGGAGGUUCUAAAUACCGAGGUACUGGCCGUGGCUUUUCGAUUACGCGCGACCCGAUGGUGAACUUUUUCAAGGAGUACGGCGUUUCACACUUUCGCAAGGCUGUGGAGUUGGUUGGUGUAAUGAUUUUGUUCGGUAUCUACGGCUCUUUUGACAUCGGUUCUGAUGCGCUCGAGGAUUAUUGCGCAACCGCAGACUUUGACUGUAACAAAACUCCGGAUCAGAUACCUGCGAACGUCACGUCGCUAGCGGCUUUCAGCAAUCAGUCGCAAAGCUACGGCAUUGCGUCGUUCGCUGUGCUCUUUCUCGGUGCGUGCUGGUUGAUGGCUCCCUUCGUGUUUAACACGGAUGGUCUGGUUCUCCAGAAAUCCAAGGUUGACAUUUCGAAUUGGCUAUCAUGGAUGAUGCGUUCUGACGACAAGGACAAUGUAGACGGUGAGGAAACCGAUAAGGAUACAAGCACGUCUUCGUUGCGAUCGAAAGAUGGCUGGGAGGACUGGUGGAAAUCUGAUGUCGAUUUGAUGCUGCCACUAGGCCCGAUGGGCCGUCUGACAUACUGCAUACGCGAAGUCCGCCAUCCGUUGGCAAUGUAUUAUGUCUUCUUGACCGAGUUUGAGCUCGUGUGGUUUGCUCUGUUGUUCGGUGCGAUGGGCGUAACGUGGAUGUUGCUGUGGUUUUUUGGCAACCGAGUGCGCCACUGCAUGUCGAAAACCCGCCAACUGAAUUCACUCAGUAUUCAAGGCAUUUUAUACUUACUGUGUGUGAUCGGAGGCAUACUAUUGGUUCCGCUGAUAUUCGGCUCGGUUGGCGGCUGGUCCGUGCAGAAGUGCUUCACCUUUUCGAUCGCAAUGUUCUUGGGCUUUAACGCGAUUGUGCAGUACGCCCUUGCGUUCAACGGCGCGUUCAGGAUGGAAGUGGCACUAUGGAGACCAGUGAUGGCACUAGGCUUUUUGAUGGACAUGAUUGUGGGUAUGUUUCUUAUCAUCCCGCUUUUCUUGAUGUCUCUGUUGCCAUUUAUGCGCAUUCUCCAGACGCGUGCGAUGUACAACGGAGGCUUUUCGCGUGCACUGAGCUCCGGAUCGGAGGUGGCCGCUUCGCUGUGCAUCUUGCUUGGCUUGCUGGGCGGCUUCAUUCACGGCUUCAUGACGUCGUUCUUGUAUACGCUUGGAUACAUCAACGACCCAAGCGACAACUUCAUGAACCGAUCAUUUUAUCACUUCGCGAUUUCGAGACUGCCAAACAAAGGACAUGAUAUGAUGAGCUACAUGGAAAACGGCUACCUGAAGGUUAUCUGCGCAGCCAUAAGCAUUGCUGCUAUCUUAUUGUCUCUGCUUCUCGGUCGCGUUCUCGGUCGACGCGUGAACAUGGCAAUUGGUGGAAGCCUGAUGUUCAUUUCGCUUGGUCUGAAUUUUGUCUCGAGCACGUCCGUUCUCGUUGUCUCGUUUGCGUUGGCUGCGAUGGGCUCAGCCAUGGUGGCGAUGAACUACUUGCUGUACAGCUACGAAAUUUGCACGAAGGGCUGGCGGGGCAAGAGUGUUACCAUCUUCUUGAUGGGUUCCAUGCUUGGGUGGCUGGUGCACUCGUUGCUUAUGGCAAAUACGAACGCAACGACAAUAAGAGAAGACUACGACAACGACCCCAUCAAUAUGUGGCGUUUCCAGCCUCUAAUUGUACAGCCUGCACUGAUCAUUGGCUUUUUUGUGAUCCUGUGGUUUGUGCCUGAAAGUCCGGUCUGGCUUCUUGCACACAAGAAAGACGAAUUGGCUCGUGUGGUGCUCAUUCGACUGCGUCGACGUCAGAAUGUGAAUCCGGAGCUGGUCCUCAUCCAAGCAGAACUGGCCCAAAAGACGAGGGAAAACCACCUCCUGUUCCGGCUAGCAAUCGUGUUCGUGCUGCAAGCGUUGUUUGGUUUGAUCAUUUCCCAGACGAUCUUGGUUCGACGGACGCUCCAGGUGCGUGGCAAAGAUCGUGGCGCUACCAACAGCUAUUGGCAAGUGUACUUUGCGCUGUGUUGCGCGACUGGCUUUGCGUUCGGCAGCUUCUUGAUGGACAAUGUGCGCCGAAAGACGAUAUUGAAAGAGUUUCUGCCGUUCGUGUCGGUGGUGGCCUUCACGUGUGGUAUCAUUGGAGCGGUGUCGAAGACCGACGGUGGGUUUCUGCAGGCGCUGCUAUGCCUGCUGUAUAUUUCAGCGGGCUUGAGCCUCAUGAGCGUGACGUGGUUAUCUGCACUUGAGAUGUUCCCGGCAUCUCGUCGGCCGCUUUUCUGGACGCUGUCUCUGUGCGUAUACUACGCUGUCCAGAUCGCCGUGUACCUGUUGAACCCGUCCUUCUCGUUGUCCUGUUUCGUUCUGGCGGGUGCCUGCGCGAUCCUCACGUUCGUGCUUUUCGCCUUCUGCGCUAGCACGAAAUUGGGCGCCAUUCAAACCAAAGCCGAGAAGAAGUACCAAAGAUCGAUGGGUGAGGAGGUGUUUGAGGAGGAGGCUCGGGUGACGGCCGAUACGGAUGAAUAUGAAGUGGACGAUAUGCAGAAGCAGCAGACGCGUAUUGCGCAAGCGGCAGCCGCCAUGAAUCGCUCAGCGGGUAUGGCAUCGAAUCCGGCAUCGUCGGCCGUGAAUGUGAAACUUGGUCAAUCAGGUGGUGCUAGCCGAGGAGCUGGGCACAGCAGACCGCCCUCGAGGAGCGCGGCGUCGCAUGCUCAGGCAAACGCUACGCAGUUUGGCUUUAGCGGCGUCAAUGUUGAUAAGCCCGGCGACCUAGUCCGUUCCAGUCAAGUUUCUCGCAGUGACCGAGACAACUUCAGCUUUCGGCGUUUGGGGAGCCUUGAGGAGCUGAAUUCCGCCAGAACGGAUCGCUCGUACGAGCAGAGCGCGGGGUUGAGCCGGCAAGGCAGCUCUUUAGCCUCGCACGAGCCGAGCGCGGGAUUGAGCCGGCAAGGCAGCUCUUUAGCCUCGUCCGAGUGGUCCGUGGAUGUUCCACCUGCGAGCGGUCGAGGGCAGCAGUUGACGUCGCACUUGUCGUCCACGUUUGACUUUGAGGCGGAGUUCGAGGCGGAGCACAUCGAAGACAUGCGCCAGGGACAAAUUAGCUACCCGCGCGGUCAACCUCGCUCUAUCUCCUUUCUGCAGUCGCAGCAAUAUCCGGAUGCUGAUUUGCACGCCGAGACUCAGUCCCGUCGACUGUAG
Hyaloperonospora brassicae is the source of this 7464-nucleotide messenger RNA. The record is from the annotation of a GenBank genome assembly. Lineage: Eukaryota; Oomycota; Peronosporomycetes; Peronosporales; Peronosporaceae.